GAUGUCAAGCUGAGGCCUGGAUGUGCUGCAGCAGGGGGGUCGGGGGGGGGGAAAACAUAACAAGAUUUUUUUUUUCCCGGUUGCGAUUGCAGAAAAAAAAAAAAAAAAACCCAAUUCAAAUAAAAUGUAACGAUUGCACCACCAAGCGCAGCGGAUUGGAAUCGGGAAUAGCAGUAGCAUCCGGGCUAAGACCCCGAAGGCCGUUGCAAUGUUGCACAUGUGAAAGAGAGACAAGCUCACCAUGGAAACGCACUUUGAAUCUAUACGUUCCUGUUCACCAUGACGCCCAGUAGAGGAUUCUGGGAUUGACGCGGGAAUAUUUCCCACUGAUGGCCAGGACUGGGUGUCAGCCGCUCUGCUGAAGCAAUGGGAAGCUGCUAUAGUUGUCUGUACAGAGACACAAUCCCAGACAACCACCCAACCAGAUUCAAGGUGACGAAUGUGGACGAUGAAGGGAACGAGCUGGGCUCCGGCUCCAUGGAGCUCACUCAGACUGAGCUCAUCCUGCACACCCGCAAGCGCGACGCUGUCAGGUGGCCCUACCUCUGCCUGCGCCGCUACGGCUACGACUCCAACCUCUUCUCCUUCGAGAGUGGCCGUCGCUGCCAGACCGGCCAAGGUAUCUUUGCCUUCAAGUGCUCCCGUGCAGAGGAGAUCUUCAACCUGCUGCAGGAGCUCAUGCAGUGCAACAGCAUCAACGUGGUGGAGGAGCCCGUCAUCAUCACACGCAACAGCCACCCCCCCGAGCUGGACCUGCCACGCACCCCGCAGACCCCCAACACUCCAGCCUACACUGUCCCCGGAUUCCCCAAUGGAUACCCUGGAUACCCAGUGGGAGGGGACGGCUCCUCUCACCCCUCAACACGCCACCCCUCCCUGGGAGAGGACUCCACCCACGGGCUCAUUGGCAUUGAGGACCAGGCCCAUACUUACGUGAACACUGCCAGCGCAGAUGGGGAGUCCCAUGGGCGACACUGUGUCCACUCCCUGCCAGAGGUGCGGCCCAACCCUUACCCGGAGAGCGCCAGGGGGGGUGUCGGGCCUGGGGGUCACCCUGGCAUCCACUGCUGUCCUCUGGAGGAGCGCAACCCCCAGGUGUUCCUGCAGCCCCCCACGGGAGAGGUGAAGUUCGUGCUGGGGCCCACCCCUGCCCAGUGCAGGCUGAUGGAGCGGGAGAGGGAGGCCCUGGCCAAGCAGCUCCACGUGCACCACCACACGCACCUGUCCGGCGAGGCCGUCCCGGAACUGGAAGGGCCCCCCCCUCUGCCCAUCCCCCACCUCCACCACCUGCACCCCUCAUACCACCACCUCCACCCCCACCACCCUCACCACAACAACAACAACGAGCACAAGGAAGGCUGCCAGAACGCCAGGCUGACCUACGAGAACAUCAACGGCCUGGGAGGGGGAGGGCUGAGGAGGGGAGGCAGCCUGGGCGGUUCUGGAGGAGGAGGUGGGAGGAUCAAGCUGUUCCCUGGCAGCGUCUCCCUCUCCGGGUGCUCCAGCAGCAGCAGCAGUGGAGGGGAGGGUCCCCACUCCCUGCCUCCCUCCUCCUCCUCCUCCUCCUCUCAAGGGUUCGGCUGCAUGGGGGUCGGCAGUGGCCACCGCAAGAUGGCUCUCCUGAACUACGAGAACCUGCCAUCGCUGCCGCCGGUGUGGGAGUAUCGCGCACUGCAAAAGGAGGAGGAGGAGGAGGACGAAGAGGAGGAGGAUGAGGAGGAAGAGGAGGAGGAUUAUGAGGAAGAGGAGUACGACGAGUACUCGGAGGGGCCCGGAACGCCUAACGGCUACCAUGACGACGGCGGCAACGGGAGGGAGGUCAUGCGGAACUAUGUGAACACAGACCGCCUGCCUCAGGGAGGCAGGAGGCCGGCGUGCCCCCCGAGAAGGCAGCACAGAGCUGGGGAUUUCCACGGAGGAGGAGGAGGAGGAGGAGGAGGAGGUGGUGGUAAUGGGGUCUUUAGCUUCGAUUUCAGGAGGGGUGACCCAUCCCAGCAGCGGCAGCUCAACUACAUCCAGGUUGAUCUGGACGGGGAUUCAGAGCGUGGGAUGGGAGGGGGUAUGGGGACAGGAGGAGGAGGCGGCAACCCCCAGCAGCAGCCCAUGCCCUGCGCGGGCCCCCCAGGCCCCCAGCCCCCCCGCCGCAGCGAGUUCUAUGCCGUUAUCGACCUGAAGAAGACCGCCGCCAUGUCCAGCCUGCAGAGGGCGCUGCCUCGGGAUGACGGGACGUCGCGGAAAACCAGGCAUAACAGCACUGACCUGCCGCUGUGAGGAGCAGGGGGUACAGAGAGGAGAGAGAGCAAGAGGUGGAAGGUGAAGUGACCCCCUCUCCAGCCUCCUUGCGAUGGUACGGCAGUAUUCGGACCCCCUUUCCUUCCUCCCUUUACUCAGAAGAGGUUUGACCCACGUCGAGCAAUGAGCUCUGUGACUUGCCUGCGUGCAACUGUCGGCGAAACUAUGAAACGUGACUCACAAGCAGCUUGACGGUUUCAGCUGUAACUGACAAGUUAGGUCAGCCUGAAAAAAGUAAAAGGAAACCUGCCGAUGUGUUUUUGGCCAGCCGUCUGUUCAGGAUUGUCCUGGCUGCUCCUGAUCGAAGCUGGUGGCAUGUUGGAAUAGCCGCAGGGACAACUUGAUGUAGGCAGGGCAUGGCCCUCGAGCGAGAGGCGUGCCAGCUGUUGUGUAUUGUGUGUGACACACCUCCCAUCUAGCCUUGUAGCUCUCAGAAGAUGCAGCAUCCCCUUUUUACAGCCACUGAUUGCCAGCUCCUGUACCUCAUUAGUUUGAUUGAACAGUGAGGUGAGGGUAAGGAUUAUUUUGUUUUGUUUUAUAAUGGAGUGAAUAGGAAACACACAGAUUGCCACAAAGAUCCAGGAAAACACCUCUCUUCAUGUAUUUAGCAUGAUAGCUAUUAUUAUUAUUAUUAUUAUUAUUAUUAUUAUUAGUAUUAGUAUUAGUAUUAGUAUUAGUAUUAUUAUUAGUAUUAUUAUUUAGACAUUGCACACACACAACUGUAAGAUCAAACAUGUACACCGAUAUUGAAACACAGUUCAUGCAUGCAGACAUACAAACAUAUAUUCUACGUCCUUUAGUUGUUUUGUUUUUAAUUUGGAAAAUAAUAAACACAAAAAAACAAUUCCACAUCACUUCCAGAACGCAGGGAAGAUCAGUCCAAGUUACGUUUGUUUUCUGUGGGUGGCGGCUGUUUUGAGAUACAUAUUGACAAAAAACAGAAAGGGGGUGCUGCAUCGUUACCAUUUGUGACCAUUUUGCUUGUUAUUAAAAUAAAAUAAAAAACAUAUAUAUUUAUCCAUUCCGAAACUAAAUGCUACAAAAGGGAAAGGCGCUUCGCAUUAACAUGCAAUUCUACAAAGGUGCCAAAUUUCCUUUACUGUACAGUAUGAGUAUAGUGACUCAAAUUUUUUUCCAUGUGCCAUUACAUAGUCUGGGAAUGUGAGGGCUAAAAAACCUAAGAAGAAGAAGUCUUAACUGUGAAGGUUUUUUUUUCCUUGUGUUGAAUCUGCAGCAAGUACUCGGUGUGCAUUCUGUAGAGGUUUCAGGCUCACUGGACCAUGGCAGGUAGUCCAGUCUGUUGGGUAUUGGGCAAAUGAAAGCUACACGCAGAAAUCGUCUGGUUUAAUUUUAACCAGCAUCUCACUGAGAGGAUCUUGAAUUUGGCAAGACUUUUUCUGCCAGCCCCAGCUGUGCUCUGGGGUUAAAAUGUUCCCAGAGUUACCUCCAAGCCUUGUUCUUGAGGGUCUCUGGUGACAGAGUAACCACCAGAAGUGAAAACCCACCAAUCAGAUUCUGAUAUGCACACUUUUAGGAUAAACAAAACCAUGCGCACCCCACCCACUUUAUAACUCCACUGUAUCAGGAGUGAGCAUUCCUAGGAAGGGUUAGUGGCCGACCGAAUGCGAUUUGGUCCUUUUGAAGCAAGGCACCAGUGCAGUCUGGUGGUAUUGGUGUUUGAACACUGCCUUCUGCUUUGUUUCCACAUUGCUGGCCAAAACAGAUCAGAUUAGAAUAAGAGAAAGGGUUCUGAAUAAGCAGGUUUUAACAAGACCCCUGGUGGAAGCAAUGCAAGGCUGUAGAAUGGGUGUGGGUGUGCAUUAGCAGGAGCCUUUUUACAAAACAGAUUGUGAAACAGAAACCCUUAGUGAGAGAAGACUGGAGUCUGCUGCUGCUGAAGCCAGCGGGCGCCCUGUUAUCUUUGCGUUUUUAUAUCAUAAAUAUGCUCAACAUAUCACUACACUGUGCCAUAACAAAAGGUGCCAACCCUACUCUUGAAAACCAAGUCUGUGAAAACUGUACGAUAGGCAGGAAACAGAGGAACCCAUUUAACAAUGAACAGCUGGCCGUUUGUAAUGUUUUAUUUCCGAGGUUGCUGUUGAGUACGAUUUCCAUUCUUCUCCUUCAGUGUUUAGUCUAGUUUUAGAUCUGUCUUGCUGACGGCUUGGUUUUAAGUUCCUAAGGUACCCAGACCUCAGCGAUUAUUUCAGUUCUAUUAAAAGUGCCAAUGGUUUGAGAAUUGGCUGUUGUAUUCAAGUGUACUUUUUUUAUUGUAUUUUUUUUAUAUAGCUUUUAAUUUCAGUUUAUUCAAAUGUAUAGUAACACUUACUCAUUUUAGAAUCCUAAACUAAAUAAAUAAAUAAACUAGCAACCAGCUGUAAAACGAAGCCUACCUGUUGGUAUUUAUCCUGUGAAAUGCCUGGCGGGGUUACAUACAAAUCGGUUUUUUAUAUUCCCCUGUGCUCAAAUAAACCCAGAUAAGCCUGAAGCUGUUGCCAUUGCUACCUUUUCUUAAAACACAGUGCCAAAGCUCCUGUCACAUUGCCAAACCGCUAAAUAAUCAGUACUUCACAGUGCUUUAAAAAAAAAAAAAAAAAAGAGCUUCAAUGUCUUUCCUGUGCCGGAUAUACAACUUCAUUGAUACGUGUAUUGUUUGUAUUUAUUUAUUUCUUUAUUUCUUAAUGUAAGUGUUACUAUAGCUUUAUCCUUAACAGCCAAUCCAAGAAGCCUCAUCUUGUUUCUAAACGCCUCCCGUCUCCAUGUUCUGUUCUCACUCCCCGGCCUGCGUGCCAGCUUUAGUUUGGUGGCAAAUAUUCCCGAUUCCCUCAUUGUACCGGUUUUGUUUCAUUUUGGAAACAUUCCAUGUGGCGGGCUUCAUUGCUAAAUGGCCACGCUUUAUUCUCUGUAAAUAAUAAUAAUAAUAAUAAUAAUAAUAAUAAUAAUAAUAAUAAUACAGAAGUGAGGAAGUGAAAACAUGGAAGAAUCUUCUGUUCUGUUUAGUCUGCUGAAUGUUAAGAGUGACACUGUUAUAAUCCUCCCUGGAUAAUAUAUUCAACGUGACUCCAGUGUUUUUUCCCCCUUUAAUUUUACAUUAGAUCCUUUGAAUCAGGGACCCAAGAAUUUCAGUAGUACAGCAUAAGCAGUGAAGCCAACCUAGAUUUUGCAGAUCGGGAAUCUUUGUUAACGAUUUUUAGUAUUUUGUGUUUCAUGCUAACUUAUCUUUUAUUCUCUUUUUAAAGACUGAUUUGUACGGUGGUUGAUGUUUACAAUCCCAUAUCCUUAACUCUCUCUUGUGCAUGCACUUGUCAUUACUUAUGUUAUUAUUAUUAUUAUUAUUAUUAUUAUUAUUAUUAUUAUUAUUAUAACUAUUUUUUUGUAUUUGUACAGAUGCACGUCUCGUGGGUACUAAAGUGUUCCAGUUAGCUGUAAAUAUUUGCUGUGUGUUCUCGUCUGUCUGUAUGUCAGUCUAUUUGUCAGUGUGCUAUUGUGAGAAUUCUUUAGCUAACGCAAGUCUUACGUUACUAGGAUCCAUGGGAGUGUUUAGGGUUUAAUGCACCACAGCCUCAAAAGCUUUCAGAAUGUAUCCCAAUCGGGGGCUUGGGAGGGGCUGUUUUACGUGGGCUAGCUUCAAAACACAAGGUUUGUGUGACUGUAACUAUUGCUGAUUUCUGGUUACAUGUGUCACAAAGGAUUGUGACCCGCAUCAUUGUAUUCGAUACCAGGGAUUGUGUAGAGAAUACUUUCUCCCGGCACUGGCCUUAAUCUUUGGGGGUUCAGAAUGGGUAGACACCAGUCCCUCUGAGCCUCACCAGCAGCCUUAUUCUGGGCUGAUGACCCUAAAUGUAUAUCACUAUUGUCCUUCAAUACUCUGGGUAACAAAAGAAACUGGCAGCACAUUGACAGCUGCACUUCAGAACACUGCAAAGUUGACCCCUUUUUGAGGUUUAAUUCAGGCUCUACAUUAGAUUGGUGAAAGCUAGUUCUCAAUAGGAUUCAGUGUAGUGCUGCUGAGCAGUUGCUGCCAGUAACAGUAAAGCAGAGCAAUGAUCCUGGAGCUCUGACCCAAGUUGUGUGGUUCCCUGCUGUCUGCUUCUGGACUAGUUCAUAUGUAGUCUUGGUGUCCAAUGGUCCUUGUACAGACCCCUCCCCCAAAAUUCAAAGCCUGUAUCUAUUUAAAGGGGUGCAGUGGUGUUCUGCUGUGCUGGCAGGGUACAUUUUACCUUACACGGGGUAAGAUGAUACAUUUUUGUCCUACUCAGACAUCCCACUGAGUGAAUGAUCUAGGCUAUAGGAGUGACAUGCCUGUGCAGCUCUAAACCCCCUCCCCUAGUUUUCUGGAAGUAUGAAUUAACUCGGUGGAUCACCUUUUUGGGGAUUUUCAUUUUCCUUCGGUACUUUAUAAUCUCGUGGUGUAGGUUUGUGUUGGUUUUUGUGGAGUAAUCCCUUUAAAAAUCCUGGACAGGGAGAGAAUUGGUGUCAGCAGUGGGAUUAGUUUGCAAUGUGGGAGCUGUGGGCGGGGCUGUGCAUUACAUUUCAAACCCAUCCAGGAAGUACAUCAUGUUCAGCACAGCACAGUCUUAGAGACCCACGGGGUUAGAAUACAAACCAUGUAAAGAGAAUGGGGCAUUACAGCACUGGAAAUUCCUGUCCUUAGUUUAAAGUGAAUUUGUGAUUUUGAGAGUGCGUACAAAAUCCCACUGUGAAAAAGACUUGAGUUUUAGACUGGAUAUUUCAUCCAGCCAUUUCCUUGAAUUCCUUCUUUCGUAACAAUAUGUCUGUACAUGUUAUGAUGCCUUUAAAAAAGAUCCCAGCAGUGCCAGGACUCCGGUAUGGGGUUAAAUAUUUGCUAAAUCCAGUGCUUGAUUCCUGCACAGUUUGAAUAAUAAACCUAUAAACCUAAUCGCUGUAAAUAACAUGCUUGCGAUGUUCCUUAAAUAUUAAUUUUAUUUCAAGGUCACUUUUGAAUAGAAAAGACAGGACAAACACAGAACGAUGUAGAUUAGGUGAUAAAACUGACCUUGUAUUGGCAUUUGCUAAGUGCUUGCACGCGCACACACAAGUAACUCCCAGUGGGAGUGCAUUUUGCAUUUAAAACAGUUGCAAUGAAAAAACAAUGCUAAUUCCAACAACGAACUAUGAAUUGAGCUAUAGCUUUCCCUUCGUAGUUUGGUAAGUGCACCCCAGUCCAGACCUCAGCACGCCUUGCCCAGUAAUGUCAAUUGUGCCAAAUGAUCUAGUGGUUAUCCUUUGUAAAGCAUCAGGUCUUUGAACGGGACCAAAAGCCCUCCUGUAACUCAUUCAAGUGACUCCUGUGCAGCCAGGCAUUCACAGACUGGUCCUGACUUUGAGUGGGGAAUGGGGAGCUGUGUCUGAACGAAGCUUUGAGUCCAGGGCUCUGAAAGGGGUUACACCACAAAGGGCUGUCCUAUUCUCCCUCAGCAAACACUAGAGAGAACUAGUUCCUUACUGUAUUGUAACUUUAGUACCGGUACUUGUUUCAUAUAUAUAUAUAUAUAUAUAUAUAUAUAUAUAUAUAUAUAUAUAUAUAUAUAUAUAUAUAUGUAUGUAUGAAAUAUUGAUUAUUUAAGAUGGACAUUCCCUUUGAGGGAUUACAAGAUUUUUAAAGAUUAUAAUUAUUUUGUAUUUUUUUCUCUUGAUGUUUCUGUUUUAUGGAAAUCUAAUAAUUGUAUUAUAAUAUACAUAUAUACAUAUAUGUACACUGUAACUGUUCUAGGUUGAAGCUAUAGCCUCAUUUCAUACCAUUUCUACUUUCUGUAUGGAACUGUACUAAAACAAUGUGAGACCAGUCAAACAUGGGCAGGAAAUGCUGUAUCAUAAUUUAAUGUGCACUGAAAAAUGUAUAUUGAAUAAAGAUAAAAAAGACAGAA
Messenger RNA from Acipenser ruthenus (sterlet), 8180 nucleotides. RefSeq names its product fibroblast growth factor receptor substrate 3-like. Lineage: Eukaryota; Metazoa; Chordata; Actinopteri; Acipenseriformes; Acipenseridae. The coding region runs from base 367 to 2271 and encodes 634 amino acids. Gene Ontology annotation, cellular component: cytoplasm. Gene Ontology annotation, biological process: cell surface receptor protein tyrosine kinase signaling pathway. The transcript is spliced from 7 exons. The record is from RefSeq and is a predicted model, not a curated record.